Gloeophyllum trabeum ATCC 11539 is the source of this 1053-nucleotide messenger RNA. RefSeq lists its product as uncharacterized. Gene Ontology annotation, biological process: mitochondrion organization. The coding region runs from base 63 to 884 and encodes 273 amino acids. The record is from RefSeq and is a predicted model, not a curated record. Gene Ontology annotation, cellular component: membrane; mitochondrion. NCBI's taxonomy places the organism in Eukaryota, Fungi, Basidiomycota, Agaricomycetes, Gloeophyllales, Gloeophyllaceae. The transcript is spliced from 8 exons.
GCUCGGCCUACUCUGAGUCUCGCGCACGCAGGUAGAGUCUCAGGCUAACUUCAGCGUCUGCCAUGGCCACCGUUCAGUUCCUCAAUCGUUUGAUACUGCCUACAAUUGUAGGCGCCACCAUUCUGAACGCCAGUAUCUACGAUGUGCCCGGUGGCUACCAGGCGGUUAUGUUCGAUCGGUUCCAGGGUGUGUCGGACAAGGCAAGACCGGAGGGCACUCAUUUCCUGGUUCCUUGGCUUCAGAGAGCCAUCCUGUAUGACUGCCGCAUCAAGCCACGGAAUAUCUCCACCACUACUGGCUCAAAGGACUUGCAAAUGGUCUCUAUUACUCUCCGUGUCCUGUCAAGACCGGACAAGGAGCACCUGCCCCGCAUCUAUCAAAGCCUUGGUCUGGAUUAUGACGAGAGGGUUCUUCCAUCCAUUGGAAAUGAAGUCUUGAAGAGCAUUGUUGCGCAAUUCGAUGCUGCCGAGCUCAUUACGCAGCGUGAAGUCGUCUCGUCACGGAUACGGGCUGAUUUACUACAGCGUGCCGGGGAAUUCAACAUUCAGCUGGAGGAUGUAUCCAUAACACAUUUGACGUUCGGGAAGGAAUUCACCCAGGCUGUCGAAGCGAAGCAGAUUGCACAGCAAGAUGCUGAGCGUGCGAGGUUCAUUGUGGAAAAGGCGGAGCAAGAGCGGCAAGCUGCUGUGAUUCGAGCCGAGGGUGAAGCCCAGGCCGCAGCAACUAUCCAGCGAGCUUUGGACAAGGCAGGGGAGGCCUUCGUCACCUUCCGAAAAAUCGAAGCCAGCAAGGCAAUCGCCCAGUCGCUAGCCAGCAACCGCAAUGUCACUUACAUACCGAGCGGCGGAGGGAACGUGCUGCUGAACGUCCCGACCGACAAAUGACGCUGAGGUGUACGUACACUGUCGGAUGAUCAGCUUUGAGUAAGGGACGCGGGUUCUUCACGUGGAGCGGGUAGUUAAUCCCAUUGUAUCUCCCCGCUCGUGUUGUGUAGCACGGUGUAUAUAAACCACUAGGUCUCUCUAAUUUACGAACCCCCAACUUACCACUGCC